This is a messenger RNA of Penicillium verhagenii, 1368 nucleotides long. RefSeq lists its product as uncharacterized. Lineage: Eukaryota; Fungi; Ascomycota; Eurotiomycetes; Eurotiales; Aspergillaceae. The transcript has a single exon. Bases 1 to 1368 code for a protein of 455 amino acids. The record is from RefSeq and is a predicted model, not a curated record.
AUGUCCACACCACUCCCGUUUCAAGAUAAACGGCUACCCCCGGUACCUGCUGCAGCUUCCGCAUACCACCAUGACCCCCUUCUCUAUAUUGAACGGCAAUCCAAACAUAUACAGCGAUCCCUCCAAACCCUUAUAGAUGCACAGAGUGAGGGUCUGCUCUCUGGACUUGCUCAGCCCGAAUCAGACGAUACCUCAGAGAGAAGUUUCACCCCAACCUCUUCCAAGGCUGGCCGGUCGCGGACUCCCUUCACCACUCCCGCAAGACAACCUCGGUCAAAGAAGAUAGGACUCAAAGCUGCACGGGAAGGCAUCUUUCGGUCGAUUUAUGAUCUACUGAAGAUACGAGAAGAAGAGCGAGAAAUAUUGUUGUCUCAAGCAGAUGAGAGGGAGAAUGCGCUCCGUGAGAUACAAGGUUUUACCUCAAGGCGAGAUGGUCUGGAGAAAGCUAUAUCUGUGAUACACAAUGACCGAGAAAAUCGGCAAGCUAAGCAGCUUCAAGACGAGGCCAUUGGUCUCGAGACUGACAUCCAUGAACUGGAAACCAGGCUGUAUGAGAUGAAGGCCAAGCACAGACAUCUUGUCACCGAAAUUGCGAACAUCGAGAACUCAGUAGAUGCCAAAUUAUCAUCUUACACUGAAUCUUUGUCCAUCCUACAGUCAGACAUUCAAAACUACCUCCGCGAUCCCCAGGUUCAGCCUCUCUCGCAACGGCCUAGUGAGUCGACAUUAUACUCGUUGAAUCCGAAACGCCGCACGCUUGAGAUGGCCCGUGAGCUUUGGAAGCAAGAACAGGAGGAGUUGCAAGAGAGACAACGCCAGGUGGAUGCAGAAAUAUUGGCACUAGAGGAAGGGGGUGGAGUCUGGAAGCAAGCCAUGGCGGACGUGUCUGGCUUUGAGAAACAGCUCAGGGGUUACAUGCGCCGUUACAUGCAGCUGAGCUUGCAGGCGACGGACGGCGCAUCAGUUGGAGGUGGCAUGGAAGAAGUAGCAAGCUGCAUUUCGAAUGAUUUAGAGAAAAUAACACAACAACUGGAAUUACAUUUGGAGUAUGCCGAAGAGAGGGACUGGAAGCUCCUUGUCUGUUGCAUAGCAGCAGAGCUGGAAGCUCUCCGAGAAGCAAAGGCAAGGUUGAUUCCCGCAUUUGGCUCGCCUGUGCCAGAGGCGCCAAUCGCCUCAUCGCCGUCAACUCAACAAGCCCAAGCCCCAGAGGAGACCACGAACGCGCAGGCCGAAUCUCCUGUGGACCAAUUGGACCAUGACUCUGAUCCACCGGCAGAUUUAUUGAAGGAUGAGUAUGACCAUCAUACAGACCCAGCAUCCAGGUCAGAAGAUGAUGAGCCCGACCCAGCAUGGCUUCUUGAGUCAUAA